Molecule: messenger RNA, 651 nt
Organism: Thlaspi arvense
Lineage: Eukaryota; Viridiplantae; Streptophyta; Magnoliopsida; Brassicales; Brassicaceae
Source: the annotation of a GenBank genome assembly
AUGGAACCUCGAACCAAUGACCUUCAGAUUGAAUCUCGGGUCCAUGAGUUACUCCAAUUCCCGGUUUGUACGAAACAAAUGUCCUCUGCAAUCUACCAGUGUCCCAAUGACCACACCGGAGAGUUCAACGUUGAGAAGCCUAAGAAGAUGUCAUACAAUUGUCCCUAUUCUGGAUCCAAGUGUAAUGUCACAGGAGAUAUUCAGUGGCUGCUUCUGCAUCUAAGGAAUGAUCAUCAUGUUGAAAUGCAUGAUGGGCGUAGUUUCAGUCAUAGAUACGUCCAUCAUAAUCCUAAACAUCUUCAUCAUGCUACUUGGAUGUUAACUCUUCUGGAUUGUUUCGGUCGACAAUUCUGCUUAUACUUAGAAGCGUUUCACAUGAGGAAAACGCCAAUGUACGUAGCCUUCAUGCAGUUUAUGGGAGAUGAAGAAGAAGCCAUGAGAUUCAGCUACACGUUGGAGGUCAGUGGCAAUGGCAGAAAGCUGACAUGGCAAGGCGUGCCUAGAAGCAUUCGUGACAGUCACAAAACGGUUCGUGAUAGUCAAGAUGGCUUAAUCAUAACUCGCAAAUUGGCUUUGCUCAUCUCUACCGACAACAACAGCAGCAAGGAACUGAAGCUGAAGAUUUCAGGUCGUGUAUGGAGAGAACAGUGA